AGGCUGUAUUCCUAGAACACGGCUUGUAGCCUGACUCAAGCUAUUACAGUCUAACAACAGGGACCAAUAGAAAGAGAAGAAGAUCCAAGAAAGCUGAGGCAAACACCAUGAUUCUAAAAGUCUAUACAAGCCUUUUGCUCUUAUUCUUGGUCAAUUCUGUGUGGACUCGAACUGUGAGACAAGUUUAUGAUGAUCUGGAUCCUGGCCACUGGUCCCACUAUACUUCUGAGUGCCCUCAGGAGUGCUUUUGUCCUCCUAGUUUCCCCAAUGCAUUAUACUGUGAUAACAAAGGACUUAAAGAAAUACCUCCAAUUCCAGCCAGAAUUUGGUACCUCUAUCUUCAAAACAAUCAAAUUGAAACAAUUUCAGAGAAGCCUUUUGCCAAUGCCACUCAUCUGAGGUGGAUAAAUCUGAACAAGAAUAAGAUCACCAACAGUGGGAUUGAGAGUGGUGUGCUGAGCAAGCUGAAAAGGCUGCUCUACUUAUUCCUUGAAGAUAACGAAUUGGAAGAGGUGCCUGCCCCGCUACCAGUGGGUCUGGAGCAGCUAAGACUAGCUAGAAACAAAAUCUCCAAAAUCCCAGAAGGAGUCUUCAGCCACUUGGAAAACCUCACUAUGUUAGACCUGCACCAGAACAGUUUGUUGGACAGCGCUCUUCAAAGUGACACUUUCCAAGGACUCAACAACCUUAUGCAGCUCAACAUAGCAAAAAAUUCACUCAAGAAAAUGCCUUUAAGCAUUCCAGCUAAUACACUGCAGCUGUUUUUGGACAACAACUCCAUCGAAGUUAUACCAGAAAACUACUUCAGUGCAAUACCCAAAGUGACUUUCCUUAGGCUGAACUACAAUAAGCUAUCUGAUGAUGGAAUCCCUUCCAAUGGGUUUAAUGUUUCAUCUAUUCUAGACCUACAGCUGUCUCACAAUCAGCUCACUAAAAUUCCACCAAUCAAUGCUCACCUUGAGCAUCUUCAUCUUGAUCACAACAAAAUCAAAAGUGUCAAUGGCACUCAGAUAUGUCCAGUUUCCAUUGCCCUAGAGGAAGAUUAUGGUUAUUAUGGGAACAUCCCUCGCCUCCGAUACCUUCGUCUGGAUGGAAAUGAAAUUCAGCCUCCAAUCCCACUGGACAUCAUGAUUUGUUUCCGACUACUUCAAGCUGUUGUCAUAUAAAGAUAUUGCAGUGCCACUCUUGUACCGUGAGAGUGCUAAGAUACAAGUUUUGCUGGAAUGAAACUUGUUCUAACUCCAAUCAAGAAGUAACAGCUUUAUUUGACUUUAAUUUUUUUCUUUGCUUGUAUCUUUUCUACAACUCAAAAGGUUGUUCAUUCAGAAGGGAUUUUGUAUGGACCUGAAACAUGUGCUUAACACCUUAUCCUAUAAAUUCGUAAUGUGAAUAUAUUGAAAAUCAUUGGUGUAAGAUACCAAGUAUUCCAAAGAAAACCUUUACUUACUCCAUCUUUCUUGUCAAAUGUGGCAAUGUCUACCCUGCUAACAUAAUUCCUAUAGACAGGUUAUGGGUCCUAAUUUUGUUAUAUAGUAACUAACACAAUGAAUUUGGGUGCACUUGGCCAAAUACAUAUGCUAAUAAAAUGAUGAGCUGCAUGAUUACUAGUUAUCAGAACUGCCACUGACAUUUCAGAUAGUGACUCGUGGUGAACAACCACUUGACAUGCAAAUAACCCAUAAAUUGCUGCCAUCCUUUGAAGAUUAAUACUUUUAAGGUGAAAAGUACAUGAGGCUUAGCAUCCAAAAAGUAUACUGAAUAUAUAUCAUUGUAGGGAUUCAUUCAGUGAAUUUCAGAACUGGAAAAAACUGCUUCAACUCAAAUCCAGGGAUAAGAGAACAUGAGAUAUGAUCCUGUUCUCUCAAGCCCCAGUUUUCUGCUUUUUUAUUCCAUUUCUAGUUUUGACACCAUUUCUUUCUGCAACUUUGGGAUCAUCAUUGAAUAUUUGGUUAAUUUUAGUUUGCAGAGAGUUACAACCAAGAAUAGUAAUGAUUACAUGGACUAGAUACUUGAGAAAAAUUUGAAUGGCUAGUUAACGCAAUGGUGAUGAAGAGAAAAUUAAGAAAUUCAGAGAUACAUCCCCUCCCAAUUAUUUACUGAACUAGGAGAGCACUUGUGUAGGAACUGUAUCAUUUAAGCAAAUACAAUCAACUCAGAGCAGUAUUCAGCUAUCUGCUAACUCACAUACAUGAAAACAAUAAUACUGAUUUUAGAGAAGUCCAGAUUAUUAGAACACAAACAUUGACAAUUCACUAACAAGGGAGAUAUCAAAAGGUAAAUUUUAAUGAAAUAUGGCUGAUUUUAUAAAAUCUAGUUGAUUUUUUUCUAUUUUAUAACAUUGGCUUUCAAUAAAUGAUUUGAAUAUUGGAGUCAACUAUACACUGACAGAGUAUGACAUUCUUAUUUCUGCUAACCAGCACAGCAGACUAUCCAUCAGUCAUUAUUUCAGUCUUCUUGCAUUUCUAGAUAGAAGUAAUUAGUUGCAUCUAUUGCUGACAUUUUAAGACUGGCCUCAGUAGCAAGCAUUUAAAGACUAUGCACAUGGUAUAAUUUUUGCUUUGCAGAUUAGGUAUUUUCUUAAAAGUAGAUUUUUCAAAGUGUUGAGAACAGUCAUUUCUGACAAUCAAACCUUUUUAUCUGAAAAUCAGUCCUUAUUCUGAUCCAGAGAACUUGUGGAAAUAACCUAGUGUAGAAACCCAGCAUAGGAAUAACCCAUUCAGAAAUCUGAUCACUAAAUCACUUAUUUUUGCUGUUCUUUUUAUGAGCUUGCUGAGAAACUCCUAUCCUUCUAACAAAAGUAUUUUCUGUACCUCUGUGUUCACCCUAUAUGAAAAAAUACAGAUUUAAAAAGUCUUUACAAUAUGUAUGCAUGUUUAGAUAUGUUCUUACUCAAUAAUAGCACAGUAAUUUAUUUUUGGAAAAAUAAUUAUGUGACAAUACUACUAAUUAAAUUAUAACAAUAAUUAUGUUCUUGUACUUGGAAAUUAACUUCUACUUUAAACAAAGAGCAAAUACAGGUACUUCAAAGUGAAUAUUCACAGGCAUAUACACAUUUAUUAAUCUUAUUUACAGUUCCAAUAGUACAGAAAGGAUCUUGAAGAUCCAGUAAAAAUCACCCUUUUAGGUACCAUAUAAACAUUGAAGAAAAGACAAAACCUUCCCAGAGAGAUGUUAAGCUUAAAUAUAGCAAAGGUUGAUAUGCAAAAUCAUAAAGGGAUGCUAGAGCAUCAAGGUAUUCCAUUUGCUGGAUAGGGGCAUUAUGUGAUGGAAUCAAGAGCACAAGAUGUGAUGAAAUAAUUUUUAACAGUAAUUUUCACCAGCUGUACUGCUAUUUUUCCAAUGCAGUGUAAUGUGGAAAUCCUUAUAAAUCAGUCCUUCAAAUAGUCAGUACUAUGCCAUGCAACAAUUCUAGAACACAUGCAGAUUGACACUCAAGAUUUGCUACUGUCAAAUCCCAGUUAAUCUGAGAGAAGUGAAAAUUCGUGAGCCAACCUGGACAAACGUCUGUUGGGCUGAAGAGCUGCUGCUGCCAAGUGCUCUAUAUUCUGCACCUUCUACACUGCAAUGCACUGACUCCAUGUCUGGGAAUUACUUAAUAAAGAGAAAAUCUUAAGUAUUCUCA
Messenger RNA from Haemorhous mexicanus (house finch), 3622 nucleotides. It is a transcript of the gene KERA, whose product is annotated as keratocan. Gene Ontology annotation, molecular function: protein binding. Bases 108 to 1166 code for a protein of 352 amino acids. The transcript has 3 exons. The record is from RefSeq and is a predicted model, not a curated record. NCBI's taxonomy places the organism in Eukaryota, Metazoa, Chordata, Aves, Passeriformes, Fringillidae.